Molecule: messenger RNA, 534 nt
Organism: Morchella sextelata
Lineage: Eukaryota; Fungi; Ascomycota; Pezizomycetes; Pezizales; Morchellaceae
Exons: 3
Coding region: 1-534 (177 amino acids)
Source: RefSeq, a predicted model, not a curated record
AUGGCCAGCAAAAUAGCCAUUUUUCAAACCCAAAAGAUUAUCCACACCUACCUUCUAACCAAUCUCAGGGUCUUCAUCGUACCCAAGCUCAUCGAUAUGCACGACGUCCCCGGAACCCUCAAAUGGGAAAUCGAUCGUUCCGAAUGCUUUGACUUUGCUCGCGAGCUGCGCAUGGGUGUCUGGAACAGAUUGCACCAUAACGCCUUUCGCACAGCGUUAGGUACAAAGAUUAAGGCUGUACUGGUGAAGAAGGUGAUGGAUUUGCCUGGGAUUGAGAGCUUGGGUGAUGAGCACUGCUCGAUGUCCGAACUGGAGGCCAAGGUCAAGGAGGCGAGUAAAAAUAAUGAACUCAUGAAUAAUGAGCUCAAAAUCCUUAAGAUAUGGAAUGAGGAUGCGAGGCUGCAAAUUCAGAGGUUCAAAGCGAUGAACGCAGGAAAGUUUGUGAGGGCGAGGAUUAUGGUGCAAAGUGCGGAGAGUGCACGCCUUAGAAAUACUGCGCGCCAGAGCACAGCGAGGGUAGAGAACAAGAACUAA